AUGGACAUCCAACGAGAACCUAGAAACGCGGCGAGGCAACCGAAUGUGCUGCACCAGUCCGCCUCAUGUUUCAGUCGCUACGGUAUUCGAGAUAUUGUGAUACAGUACACCAUAUUGUUCUAUUUCGGAGAAACAAAUUCUUCCCCGAUUGUUUAUCCCGGACAAACAAAGAACGGUGUCAUCAAAACGAGUAAACCGCGUAUAUCAUGUGCAUCUGGUACGGCUGCCACAGUUUCCUUCGCCAAUCGCCCGGAACAUAGAAGUGGGCAGCUACGUACUGGAAGUCGACGCGUGAAUUCACAAGUGACUGUGAAUUUCCCGCCGUGGAAACCCAGAGUUGCUCCAAUGCAGCCCCCAUAUGGCUUUGGUCUCCCGGACACAGAUCCGGCCCCAGAGGUGUAA
This is a messenger RNA of Opisthorchis viverrini, 402 nucleotides long. RefSeq lists its product as hypothetical. The transcript has 5 exons. NCBI's taxonomy places the organism in Eukaryota, Metazoa, Platyhelminthes, Trematoda, Opisthorchiida, Opisthorchiidae. The record is from RefSeq and is a predicted model, not a curated record. Bases 1 to 402 code for a protein of 133 amino acids.